AUGCCGACGUCGGCGCCGGCGGGGAAUGUUGUGGAGGCGCAGAAGGCAGAUAGGCAGGCUCUCAAGAAUCAGAUGAAGACCCUCCUCGGCAGCGUCGACGGGUCGAUCAUGCUCGAUCGCUUCUGGGAGAAGUUCGACGCAGGGCCGUUGCAUUUACAGUGGUUUCUGGACGAGGCAUGCACGAAGCCGUCUAUUGUCCCUUCGCCGCACAACAGGCCGAUUUCCGAGACAGUGGUGGAGGAGUACAAGUGCAGGAUUUUGAACUCUGGCCUGUCGACCGGCACCAGGGCUUUCGCUUGCACGUAUAACCAUCUCAGCCAGGCUUUCUACCGAGCACAUGAAGAGCAACCAAAUAAUAUUUGUGUUCAGGCUGCGUUGAAGAACGGCUUGAAGUGCCGCAUGAUCAACGAGGAGGCUCCAGAUUUUUCUCUUUCAUGGAUAUGUGACUUUCACAAUCAUUAUCAUGGAGGGUCCAAACCGACGUUUUGGCAGGCCAUUCACAAGGCCCUCGCGUGGGAAUCCCGCUGGCAUGCGUAUUGUCACAAAUGGGGAAUCGUUGCAACUGGUAACCCUUCAUAUGAGCUGCAGCACGAAGAGUUCGUCACGGAAAUCAUUGAUGGAGAGAAGGACAGCCCGAUCAAAAUGGCAUCUUGGAGACACUUUGUGAACACGAAGUCCGUUGCACACAAAUGGGAGAACUUUGGAGUGUUCGAAGUCUUCGAGAAGUGGUGCAUCAAGCACGUCAACUUCUUGAAUGAUGACCUGCACUCUUUCCAAGCAAUCAACGUGCUGCACGCGUGGGCGCUCAAGGUCGUCGGCGUGCUUGGGAAGUUCUACUCGAAGGAGAUCGCGGGUGCCAUGCUGUUGGAGGGCCUGAAACUGUGCGUCCCAAUGCCCGAGCGCAAGGAUGGCCAGAAGCUGAGAGACAUGCAGCGCAAGCUGCCGUGGUUGUUCAAGCAGCUGGGCCAGCACACGCUCAACAUGUUCGACUUGCUGAACACGCCCAUUGCAGGGGCCACUGCCGGCAGGAAAGUGGCCUCGGCGCGGUCUCAGGCGGUCGCGAGAGCCAUCGCUGAACACGCACAGAAGAUGGAGGAAGCCAACGCCAGAGCAACCCAUGAUGCCCAGGCUGCUGCAGGGCCCGAGGAGGAGCCGCCGCUGAAGAUGCAGCGCCGCGGGAAGGGUCGCGGUCGCGGUCGCGGCCGCGGCAACCUUGGGAAGUCCGCGCCCCCGUCCCCUCAGGACAACGGUGAGCCUGCCCUUCCUGCUGGCGUGGUGUGCGCGGCCGAGGAGCUCGUGGCGAUCGUCACUCCGCUCACUGGGAACGCUGCAGUUGGCCGCCCGGCCACGGUCCUCGACGACGUGAUUCAUGCCGUCGAGCACUCACUCGGGAAGGAUCAUGAUGAGAAGGUCGCUUGGAGGACGCGCUGCGAGGCCUACUCGAUCUUCCUGCAGUUCUGUUUCGCCGAGGAGGUCUCGAUGAACGGCAAGGCGUUCAAUGUCUACUCCAAGCUCCGCGAAGAUCUGCAAUCGAUGGUGUCGCUUGCUACCAGGCGCGCUACCGGAACUUUCGGCACGACUGACUGUGACAACAAGUCAUCUGAAGACGACCCCGGCGCCGUGGCACAGCGCAUACUCGACAUCUGUCUCAAGCCAGUCGAGAUCACGAUUGGAGACGACAUUGAGCACGAAGACGACGUGUCCAGCGCCGACGCGGAGAGGAUGUUCGAGGCCCAGGAGAUCGAGAUCCGCACAUUUUUGAACGAGAACGCCAACACGCAUCCCACGUUGCAGAAGAAUUGCAGUGACAUGGCGCGCGAGCUCUCCAUGCUUGGGUACGAGAUGGACAUCCAGUACGCUUGCGUGGCCAUCGGCAACGUGAUGGAUAAGUACCUUCCCUGUAAGAUGAUCGAGUCGGUUGCUGCAAUUUCGGUCAUAGCUAGUCGGCUUGGCCGCGUCCCUGCGUUUGCUGAGGCUGUUUUCCCGAACGUUGAGUCGCUCGAGAGCUUCAUCAGUACUCGCGUGAUGUAUACCUUGCACGGAGUCAAGACUCUGGCAGAGUUCGGGAAGUUGAAAGCGGACGACCAGGCCAACCCAAUGCUCAAACUCUUGCAGCAGCACUUCAUUAUCAAGAAGGACGCCUUGUCGAUGUUGCCGAUGCGCCUGCUCUGUGGAAUUGAGGCGUCUGCAUCUUCCACAAAUUGGCCCAGUGACUGGGUCGGGAUUUGGCAGCGCGUGUUCAAGCUGGAGGCGGAGGAGGCCCUCACUGAGUAUUGUCAGGAUUUUGUCAACGGCAAGAGCGCUGCGAAGAGGCCUGAGAGCUCGGGCGCAGGCGCCGUUGACGCGGCGGAGGCGGAGGCGGAGGCGAAGGGCGAUGGCGCGACGCCCGCGGCUGGCGAUUGCGACACGCUCGCCCCGAACCCGGACCAGCAGCAGCCGCCCGCAGCAGAGCAGGCCGAGCAGACGCAGACGCAGACGGUCGCCACGAAGAAAGUCUACUUUAAGAUGUCAGACGUCCACAACUUCAGCAAGAUGGGCGCGUCGCCGAAUGAUUCCGAGGACGCCAAGCAGCUCACGAUCGCCAACGUCGACGGCCUCCUGAUCAAGAGUAUCGAGACAUCGCUCAAUCACUACUUGUGGGUCAGGUACCGCACGCAUGGUUGCGUGCACGGGAAGUCGGCGUUCGUCACGUCGGGGCCGAAGGUCGAGGAGAUCUUCGCGCCGAUCGAGUCGGAGGGGCCUUGCGCAGGUUUCCAGUCCUUGAUCUUCGACGUGGAUGCCGAGAAGAAGGCUAACACGUUAUAUUUUGUCGUUCCUCGCUCCGACGGGCUCGGCGACGGCGUGAAGCAGUGCUCCAUCAUGUACGCUGGCGCUGUCAGCGCGACGAUGAAAGGCGCGAGCUCGUUCUUGCUGGCGACUGUCUUCGGGGUCAAUUUCUACUUGAACCACCCGGGCGGCAGUAUGGUCGCCGCGGACUUCCCCGCUUUCGCGUGGCACGUGAAGGCGGAGGCGAAGGCGGACAAGGCCACGCUCUACAACGUCAGCGACGAGGUCGAGGUGCACAUGGACGUGGACGGCUACCUCUUCGACGAUCGCGAAGAGGCGGGCGGCAAGGAGUGA
Molecule: messenger RNA, 3120 nt
Organism: Prorocentrum cordatum
Lineage: Eukaryota; Dinophyceae; Prorocentrales; Prorocentraceae
Source: the annotation of a GenBank genome assembly